This is a messenger RNA of Punica granatum (pomegranate), 839 nucleotides long. NCBI's taxonomy places the organism in Eukaryota, Viridiplantae, Streptophyta, Magnoliopsida, Myrtales, Lythraceae. The record is from RefSeq and is a predicted model, not a curated record.
UUAUUUGCACUGAGAAAAUAUCAUUGAGAGUAAGAAGAGGAGAAACGGCAAAGAUGAGCUCCAGAGUUUUCCUUCUUCUCGCCCUUCUGGCAGCCAUUGUUCUCUUCACGUCGGAGGCAGCAGCUCGGGAUUUGGCCGAGACAACCUCUACCGAUAAGAACGAUGUAAACGACGCCAAGUACCCGGGAGGUGGAUAUGGGGGAAACCCUGGUCGUGGUGGUGGGGGAGGUGGACGUGGACGUGGUGGUGGGGGACGCGGAAGGGGGCGGUGCUACUAUGGCUGCUGUGGCGGUGGCUACCACGGGGGGUGCAGGUGCUGUGCUUCCGCUGCCGAGGCUGCUCAGAAGGCGACAGAGGUCAAGCCCCAGAACUAAGGAAAACCAAAGUACUCGAUCUAAAGAUAAUUAGUCCGUAUACGGAUGUUGUUAUGUGCUGAUCAUCGGGAUAAAUAAGUGCAAGAAGUAUCACGACGCGGUACGUGGUGGUGAGGGAGGCGGAAAGGGGCGGUGCCGCUAUGGCUGCUGUGGCGGUGGCUACCACGGGGGGUGCAGGUGCUGUGCUUCCGCUGCCGAGGCUGCUCAGAAGGCGACAGAGGUCAAGCCCCAGAACUAAGGCAAACCGAAGUCCUCAAUCUAAAGAUAAUUAGUCCGUAUACGGAUGUUGUUAUGUGCUGAUCAUCGGGAUAAAUAAGUGCAAGAAGUAUCACGAUGUGGUACGGGAGCUUGCCAUGUACACUAGGCUGGCUAUUUUACCGAUAGCCAGCAAUGGUUAAAGUCAUAUGUGUGUCAAUAUAGGUUCGAUCAAGUUACUUCUGAAUAAAAUCGUGAAGUUCUAGCUAA